Molecule: messenger RNA, 1118 nt
Organism: Telopea speciosissima
Lineage: Eukaryota; Viridiplantae; Streptophyta; Magnoliopsida; Proteales; Proteaceae
Product: vacuolar protein sorting-associated protein 20 homolog 2-like
Exons: 6
Coding region: 187-927 (246 amino acids)
Biological process (GO): vesicle budding from membrane; late endosome to vacuole transport via multivesicular body sorting pathway
Cellular component (GO): multivesicular body; ESCRT III complex
Source: RefSeq, a predicted model, not a curated record
AAGGUUGUUGACGUUGAUUGGAACUUCAACGGCUCGGCGGAAGACCGAAAAUUAGAAAACAGAACAGUCCGGUCAGAGAGAAGAACGUGGACUGUGGACAUGGCGGAACUCAAUUUUUACUAGGGUUUUGAAGAAGAUCAUUUUGGUUCCGGCACAAGGAGAAGUCGUCUGAGAGGUUAUUGAGAGAUGGGCAAUUUAUUCGUUAAGAAACCGAAGGUCACCGAUGUCGAUCGAGCCAUUCUUUCUCUCAAAACCCAGCGACGGAAGCUUGCGCAAUACCAGCAACAGCUUGAUGCUGUUAUAGAAGCCGAGAAGCAAGCUGCAAGGGACUUGAUUCGUGAAAAGAAGAAAGACAGGGCCUUGCUUGCAUUAAAGAAGAAGAAGGCCCAGGAAGAAUUAUUGAAGCAAGUCGACAACUGGUUGAUUAAUGUGGAACAACAAUUGGCAGACAUUGAAUUGGCAAGCAAGCAGAAGGCUGUAUUUGAAAGCUUGAAGGCUGGUACAAGUGCUAUUAAAUCUAUACAGAGUGAGAUCAAUUUGGAGGAUGUUCAAAAGCUAAUGGAUGAUUCAGCUGAAGCAAAAGCUUACCAAGAUGAAAUCAAUGCAAUAUUAGGGGAAAAACUAUCAGCUGAAGAUGAAGAAGAAGUCUUAGCAGAAUUUGAGAACUUGGAAACUGAGCUCUCUAUUCAAGAUCUACCAGAAGUUCCUGUUCCUUCAGUGCCAUCUCAAGAACAAGCAGCUCAUUUACAGAGACCAGAAGCAAAGCCUCAAACAGCUGAGGCUAGUGACAUCGAGGAGGACUUGGUGCUCCCAGAUGUGCCAACCAAAGCCCCUGUUGCUCCUGAGGGUGUUUCAGAUGUCGGGGAUGAUGCUUCUACAGCAGUAUCUACAAGAAGAAAAGUCAUGGAGGAGCCAUUACCUGCUUGAUCGAUGGGAGAAUUUGGAGUUUUUAGUGUAACACGUUACAGAAUUUGUCAUAGGAGUCCAUUUGGGAUACUCAGUGAACCUCAUAGGUCAUUGGCAAUUUGUACUACUACACAAUUAUCUUUUCUUGUGAUGACUGCUAAAAUCUGUACAUUUCAUUUGACAUCUUAAUGUAUAAAGUCUUCAUCUGUAUA